Molecule: messenger RNA, 5542 nt
Organism: Chaetomium strumarium
Lineage: Eukaryota; Fungi; Ascomycota; Sordariomycetes; Sordariales; Chaetomiaceae
Exons: 4
Coding region: 260-5542 (1760 amino acids)
Cellular component (GO): membrane
Source: RefSeq, a predicted model, not a curated record
CCGCAUGCAGCUCGUGGACGAAUGGCGACGCCCCAGCCCCGGCAUUGAACUCCAUUGAGCUCCAUUGAGUCUUCGAGGAGCGGUCAGGCCACCCCCACUUGGCAGCCACUCGACCGCUUGGUUACUGUGUACAGCUUGGUGGUCUUUGCCAACCAAGCCUUUUCGAGACAGCCAGGCCCGACGGGCGAGCUCGAGUCCACGCUUGCGCUCCUUGUACAAGCUGCGCGGCACCCUACUGUUGAAGUGUCAGGACUCAGACAUGUCGACUCCGUACUGGGGCCAGCUCCCACCCCCGAAGGCGAGCCAAACCAGAGCCCGCCGUCUGUCCGACGACCAGGGCCCGCCGCCAGAUCGCCGCCAGUCAUUGGAUGUCCCGCCCCAGGGACAGACGGGGGCGAAUCGCGUGUCUGUGCAAACUACAAAAUCGGAUGCGCCGACUGAGUCGACCCAGAGCCCCUUCGCGUCGCCAACCGCCUCGAGCUUCCACGCCCAGGGUCUCGCUCCUCGGCCACCGUCGCUGCCCUACGGAGCCAAUCAUUACCCUCCCGAGCUUCUAGAGAACCGUCAGCGGCGCAGGAGCCGCAACCGGGACCAGGAGGACGAGUAUGUCGCCGUGACCGGUCCACCGCCUCCUGCCGCCCCGGACGUACCGCGCGCUCCCCCUUCGAGCUACAAGUAUCAAGCAGUGAGCGGCGCGCCGCCUCAACGGUCCAGCCGCACCGGUACUACGAUGGGCACUGAGGAAUUCUACCAGCCGGCGGCGGCCCCGGACGGCCAGGAAGACGACAAUCCCGUCCCGGACAGGACCCGCAAGACGCUCGGAGAGUCGGCAAUGCCGCGCCCUCCGCGUAUCAACACCGAUCCUACUUUCGGCAGAAACUCGCCGCUGCCUAAUGGUCGCCCGCGGAGAGGGUCUGCUGCGGAGCAAUCGCUGCAGAGGAGUGCCAGGAGGUAUUCGACGCAGGGUUCGGCAGACCGGCCCAAAGUGUUCGCAGACGACCGUUCGCCGCUCAAAAAGCUUGAGCUGACGCUUGACAGCAUCUCGAAGGAGGAGAAGCGGGCGCGCGUCGAAGCGGCCGAGCAGGCUGCUAGAGAGAGGUUAGAGAGGGCGGCCGCCAACGGAGCCGCCCGCCCAGGCGACAAGACCCCGCAGCAGGCGCGCUUCCGGGAACGACGGCCCUCUGUAGCGACCGGAGACGCACCCAGAACGCCGAUAACACCAGCCAGGCCAACACCGGACUCUGCUGGGCAGCCGGGGCAGAACGGCCCGCUCUCGCAGAACCCACCCGAAGAGGGGCGGAGACAGAGCACGACUGCUGAGCCGUCGCCGAGGCCAGCAACCGCGGAAUCCCGGAUCCCUGUCCCCGUACAUUCGAGCGGCAUCCCGCAGCGCAACCUCAGCUUCCGCGAGCGCGCAGCCAGAAAUGACGUAAAGCUACCGACCACACUCGACAGCCCUGCGUCCAAGGAAGGCUCGCCUGCGACUCUGUCGAGGAGCGGCAGCAACAAGCUGAAGAAACCGCCUCCGAGAGACCUGUGGCCAAAUCGGAUAUCCGAGGUUGACGAAAUCAACAACUCUGGCGGGGUGGUUGCUCAUAGCCCACAGGCGGUGGCCGGCGUGUCUGCUGCUCCUGUUACCGCUAGCGACGCCAAACCGCCGCAUUCCCAGCCCAGGUUCGUCUCGCCGGCGAGGGGCCCAGAACCUGCAGACCAAGAUGACUUCGCGGACGAGUUCAUGGCAUACCCACCCGUCGGGAAACUGACAAAGCCACCGCCCGGCCAAAGAAACGCCCCCGACCAGUUCCUCGCGCGGAUCCCGACCCGGACGGCCGAGACAAACGGGGCGCGACAGGUGACUUUCCAGCACGACGCGCAUACGGACCGUGAACACCGCUCUAUGGACGGCACUGGGGCGCAACACCACAUGUCCGACCUCAUUUACCAUGCUCGCGACAAAUACCAGCCCGGCCAAGGCACUUUCAAACCCACCACGUACCUUGACGAGUGGAGGAAGGCGACGGUGGGGACCCUGGCGGGAGGGCUCCUCGACCUGGAGGAUGUCCCGCCGCCAGUGCCGGAAAAGAAUGCGUCCUGGGGCGGAUCCCAGCAGUCCAGGCGGCGGAGCGACAGCAUGUCGUCGCGGCCGAAGAAGGCGGAGGCCUACGAGGGAGAAUAUGCCGAGUCAAACGGUACGCGUACCCCUAAUCAGCAGGCUUUUUACCCCAGCAUUGGCGAGGUGCAAAGCAGCGACCUCUUUUCCAUCCUGUCCACGGGCGAGUUGGGGGGUGGUCUUGUGCGCGAGCCCCAACACCUGGCGCCUCCGUCAAGGAGGGCGAAGGCCCGAGCUAAGCGCUGGGACGGGCUGCGUCCCUUCAGCCCUAGUCCUUCUGCGAACAGUUCUCAAGACAGCCUGGGCCGCUUCUCGCUGCGCAGCAACGAUGCCGCUUUCUCCCGGCAAGCCAUGUCAUACUCUUCGCCCACGCGAUUCAAGCCGCCCCUGUACCUCAAGUGCGGGCCCCUCCUGAGGUUCUGCGGAAUCCGCCACGAGCGGGUGCCCAACCGGUCGAACGCGAACGGCGGCGUGGUCGAGAGGGAGAUAUGGAGAGGCUCCAUCAUGAUCGUCACGACGGAUGCCGACUCGUCCUACGACAUCGCUCCGACGCUGAGACUGUUCGCCCAGCCGAUCGAGCUGCUCCCGCCACCGCCGAGGGAGAUCAAAAGUGACGAGCCCCUGGCCCCCGAAUAUGUCGACCCGAUCGCCGGGCAUCCCAAGCUCGGCCGGAAAGGCGAGACGCUCUACGUCAGACCCGUGGACCAUCUCCAGGAGGGCAAGGAUAUCUCCAAGGACGAGACGGACGACGGACUAUUUGAGAAGUCGAAGAGUCCACCGGAAGUGCCCCUGCCGGAGGGUGUGGUGGAUCCCCCUGGCUCGUUCGCGGCCAGGCGGAAGCGAGCCGAGAUGGACGGCGAGAAGGCGGGCAAGUACAGGGAUAUCCGAGGCUUCAGGCUGCACGCCGAGCGCGGCUACACCUUCUGGAGGUUCAACAUCGAGGUCGAGCUGCGGGAGAAGCAGCAGCGGAUCGCGUACCGCAUCAACAGGGGCCCGUCCACGGGCUUCUGGGUCCCCGCUAAGGGCCAGAGCAUGAACAUCAUGUUCUACAGCUGCAACGGCUUCAGCCUGACGGUCAAUCCCAAUGACUUCACCGGGCCGGACCCCAUGUGGCGCGACGUGCUCAACACGCACCAGAGCCAGCCCUUCCACGUCAUGAUUGGCGGCGGAGACCAGAUCUACAACGACAAGUGCAUGCAGGACACCAAGCUCUUCCAGGACUGGCUGAUGAUCAAGAACCCGCUGCACAAACACAACGCACCGUUCACGCCGGAGAUGCAGGACGAGCUCGAGAGCUACUACCUCGAGCGCUACGCCAUGUGGUUCUCGCGCGGCCUGUUCAGCAUGGCCAACGCGCAGAUUCCCAUGGUCAACAUGUACGACGACCACGACAUCAUCGACGGGUUUGGCUCGUAUCCGCACCACUUCAUGAACUCGCCCGUGUUCUCGGGGCUCGGCAACGUCGCGUUCAAGUACUACAUGCUCUUCCAGCACCAGAGCAUCGUCCAAGAGACCGAGAAGGCCGAGCCGAGCUGGAUUCUGGGUGUGCAGCCCGGCCCCUACAUCAACGAGCUCAGCCGGAGCUUGUUCAUGUUCCUGGGCGCCAAGGUGGCCCUGCUUGCCGUCGACGCGCGGACCGAGCGGACACGCGACGAGGUGAUUCGGGAGGAUACGUGGAAGAAAAUCAUGGACCGGUGCUACAGCGAGAUCGACAAGGGGAAGGUGGAGCAUCUGCUGGUUCUGCUGGGCGUGCCCAUUGCCUACCCGAGACUGGUGUGGCUUGAAAACAUCUUGACUUCCCGGGUUAUGGAUCCCGUCAAAGCACUCGCCAAAAUGGGCAUGUUUGGCGGUUUGCUCAACCGCUUUGACGGCGGCGUCGAGGUGCUCGACGAUCUGGACGACCACUGGACGGCCAAGAACCACAAGCGCGAACGUGCCAUCGUGGUUGAGGAUCUGCAGGACCUGGCGGCCGACAAGUCCAUCCGAGUCACCAUCUUGAGCGGCGACGUCCACCUCGCAGCAAUUGGGCAAUUCUACUCGAAUCCCAAGCUCGGCCUAGCCAAGCACAAGGACUUCCGCUACAUUCCCAACGUCAUCUCGUCCGCCAUCGUCAACACGCCACCGCCGGACCUGUUGGCCGACGUCCUGAACAAACGGAACAAGGUCCACCACUUCGACAAGGAAACCGAUGAGGACAUGAUUCCCAUUUUCGCCCACGGCGUCGACGGCAAGCCGCGCAACAACAAGCACCUCCUUCCCCACCGCAACUGGUGCGCCAUCCGCGAGUAUGUGCCGGGCCAUACCCCGCCGCCGACGCCGGACCGUUCCGGGACGCCCGACGUCACUCCAAUGGGCUCCCCGUACGGCGUCACCGACGGCGAGACACCACGGCGGAGGAGUGGUAUCUUCCGGCGCCUGUCGCUGUCCAGGUCCCGCACCACAGGCCCCGACGUCCUUCCCAAGGACCGCUCUCGGCCGCCCAUUUCCGGCGGCCUUCUGCGCUCCCUCUCCCGCCGCGCGGGCACCGCCAGCGCAGACGAGGUCGGCAGGCCUCCGUCGCAGCCCAAACCAGGCUUCCUCACCCGCUCGCUGUCCAGCUCAUCCGUUUCCCGCUUUGGAGGGCUGUUCCGCCGCCGGAGCACCAGCAAGCGUGACGAUGGGGGUAUCAACGGCGUCUGGGGCCCCGACACCGACGAGGAGGAGGCAGCCUACCAGCAGAAUAUGCGCCUGCGCGGCGGCGGCGGCGGCGGCGGCAUGGCCGACUCCCAGCCCGCAUCGGGAUACAACAGCGAAUUCGAUCAGGGCGACGAGAGCUACUUCUCCGUCCGGCAACCGCCCCACCAGAAUAACCCUUAUGCUCCGGCGCGGCCGGGAGACUCGUUGGUCAUGACGGGCGCUACCCCUCCGUCUGUCUCCACGCAGCAGCAACAGCAGCAGCAACAGCAACAGCAACAGCUGGACCACCAGGUGUUUGUGCCAAAGCCGGGCGCGUUCCACCGCACACCUACCACGCUGACAGCCAAGCAGCGGAAGCGCGCUGGCGCGGAGGAGGCCCUCGCGGUCAACCUGCAGGGCGCGCUGGAGGUGACGCUCAACGUGGAGAUCAGCCCGCGCGAUCCGGGAGGGAGCACCGUGCCGUACCGGUUGGUCGUGCCGCGGUUGUGGUAUGAAGAUGACGUGGAGGACGGAGGGGAAGGACGCGAUGGUGGUGGUGGUGAGGGUAGUGUGUUGAGGGGCGGUGGCGAGGAGGAAUUUCCGGGAGGAGGUGAGGUCGUCUCCGGGGAGAUGGAGAUGAUGGGAAAAGACGGGAGGAAGUCGCCGAGGGGGUUGAAGAGGUUGAUCAGCUUGAGGAGGAGGAGGACGGCGGAUUCUUCUGCUCAGACUGCGGAGAUCGGAUAUGUGCCGGGUGCGGGUGCGGCUGGGGAGAUGUGA